GUUUCUAAAGCCAACUGUCAUUAUUUUUUCAUGCAGAAUUACCCCUUAAAGAUUGUCGCACUUAUUUAAAAACACCGUGUAUUGAUGAAGAACAUGUCUAGUUGUUAAAGUACCUAACUUUUUUAUUACCCAACAUAAACGAAUGAAUCAAAAAACAUAAUGUUAAGAAAACCUGAGGCUAUAGUUGAUUGGUACACCCGUUUGAUUGGUACACCCGGUAUACAAUGAAAAUUUACCUGUUUAGCAACAAUAUUAUUCCAGUGGUAUUUUUAAAGAAUCAGGCUAUAACAUGUUUAAAAAAUCACUUAAAUCAGCCAACAGGCUUAGGAAAUAUAUUGAGACAUCAAAAAUGACCGAAUUUUUAAGUGGGCCGAUUUCUAUGCACGUUAGUUUAUUUAUGUCCAAUUAAUCCGAAAUAUAUGAAAUUUGGUCCGUCAUAUUGGAUCGGCCAUUUUGAAUUUUUAAAUUUUGACAUCGAAUUCGUAAUCAGCAAGGAUAAAAGCCUUAUAGUACACAUGCAUGUCCAAAUUAAUAUGUAUUUAGACUUUUGGAGAUGUUUUCGGCAAUAGGCAACUGAAAAUAAGAUUGCAGCGCCAAAGUGAGCAAUUCUAGAACUAUAAAUAUUGACAUGGUCGUUGGUGUUUUGCAUGAGUUUUGUAUUUAUUGAAUGUUAAAAUAAUUUUUAAUAGUAAUAAUUCAUUAGUAAUAAGUUUAAUACGUUAAUAAGUUUUAUAAUAAGUUUAAUAGUAAUAAGUUUUUAAUAGUAAUAAGUUUAAUAGUGAUAAGUUUUCAAUAAUAAUAAGUUUUAAAACCUAGUAGAUAUCCUUUGUUAUAUUAAAUUUAUUUUGUAAUAUUAGGACUUUUAUCGUGAACGGCUGUAAUUAUUGUUUAUUUAUUUUAUAUCUUAGAAAGACAAUACGUAUAUUUUUUUUCUCAAUUCAGUGUAACCCUGUUCAAACAAUUUGAGAUCAAAAUGGCAAGACUAAGGUUAGUUGAAUAUUUGGAGUAUCUUGGGGGCACAAAUACUUCUAGAAGUGUCUGUGAAGGCGAAGAAGUAUUAAAUGCUGGUCAUGUAAUUUUAUGUGGAAAAUCGAAUUCUUCCACUUCCGAUAAAAUUCUGAUAUACGCUUUGUGUCUUCAAACUAGUGCACUUACUUCAGAUCCACAUAAAAUUCGAGGAGAACUACUUCAAUGUAAUUCAGAGAAAGGCACCAUCAAAAUCAAGAGCAUGUUUUGUUCCUGCAAAGCUGGAGCUAGUGGUAGAUGUAAGCACAUAUCUGCUGUUUUGCUCAACUGUACAAGGGUAAAUCUUGAAGAAUUGGAAGUAAUUUCCCAAACUGAUGUGAAAUGUGUUUGGUCAACACAGAAACAUGUGACACAAGAAAAAUACAAACCUGUUCCCAUAAAAGAUAUGCCAUGUUUCAAAAAUAAAAUUGAACAGUGUCACUUAGAAUUGGAUACCAAUAAAUUGCAUAAUUUUUUCACGGGCCAGUUACCUCAAUCUGCACUUUCUAAACAUAAUAUCGGAAGAAGAGAAGUUGCUGACAUAAUUGUGGACAAAAAAGUAGGAUCUGACAUAAAUAAUUAUUAUAUCCAAGCAAUUUUGGACAAUGCUUGUCAGUCUAUAGCAAUGUUAGAAGCUUCCAUCAUUUCAAUAUGUAAUGAAAAUGAUUGUUGUAAAGUGUUGUUUUCAAAACUUUUUAAUAUGACUUCUGAUACCAUCAUCAAUAUAAAUCAACAAUCCAAAGAGUGGCAUGAACAGAGAAAAUACCGAGUAACAGGUUCCCGAAUAUAUGAAUUAUAUACAUAUUCGAAAUCUGAGUGGGACAACAAAGCCACAAGAUACUUUUAUAGUAAAGGCUUCAGUAAUAAGUUUACCAAACAUGGUGUGAAAUACGAAGGUGAUGCUAAAGAUGCCUUUGUUUCUCAAACAUCCCUCCAAGUUGUGGAUUGUGGAAUGAUUGUUUCACAUUCUAAUCCUUGGCUUGGCUAUUCUCCAGAUGGUGUGAUCUUUGAGAACAACAGACCUGUUGCCCUACUUGAAGUGAAAUGUUUAUAUCAAGGGGCUACUAAGAACAUCAAGGAAGUGCUGUCUACAACAAAAUUUAUAGAGAAAAUAGGUAACACAUAUGUUUUAAAAAGAAAUCAUAAAUAUUAUGGACAAGUUCAACUAGGUAUGGCAUUACUGAACGUUCCUACCUGUUACUUUGGUUUAUAUGCUUCUUUUGAUAAAAGUAUGGAAAUAUUUAAAAUAGAAUUUAAUUAUACUUUCUCAAAACAAAUGCUCACAGUGGUAAAGAAAAUUUUUUUUGAAAAUAUGUUACAUGUUGUUUGUAAAUCUAAUAAACUAUAGUUAGGCUGAAA
Messenger RNA from Diabrotica virgifera virgifera (western corn rootworm), 2364 nucleotides. RefSeq lists its product as uncharacterized. The record is from RefSeq and is a predicted model, not a curated record. NCBI's taxonomy places the organism in Eukaryota, Metazoa, Arthropoda, Insecta, Coleoptera, Chrysomelidae. The coding region runs from base 974 to 2353 and encodes 459 amino acids. The transcript is spliced from 6 exons. Gene Ontology annotation, molecular function: zinc ion binding.